AUGUCGGCGUGGCAAUCCCCAGUGUGUGGAGUCAUAUCGGCGUGGAGACGAUGGCGUGGCGAGCCCGCUGCUGCCAGGGCGGACGGUUUCGGACGGGUUACGGGCUCGGUUUCGUCUGGGCAGGAACUUGUUCCCGCUUCUCACCUGCCAAUUUUCUUGUUCCUCGUCAUAUCUAUUGCCACCGCCAAGCUUCUCGCGCAGUCCAAACGCAAACAGAUCCGCCAAACGCUCCCAUUCUGGCUCACGCAACAACUCCGCAAAGAGGCACGACCUGACAAACACUACAUCGACUUUCGGCGUUCGCGCUGUCCUGUCUGCAGGCAGCACAACCUCCCCGACACGCAAGUAAUGCUCGCCGUCAAGGCUGGCAACCUUCCCAACACCUCUGCUUGA
Mycena indigotica is the source of this 393-nucleotide messenger RNA. RefSeq lists its product as uncharacterized. The transcript is spliced from 2 exons. Lineage: Eukaryota; Fungi; Basidiomycota; Agaricomycetes; Agaricales; Mycenaceae. The record is from RefSeq and is a predicted model, not a curated record. Bases 1 to 393 code for a protein of 130 amino acids.